AUGAGCUACAUGAAGAAAGAUGAAGACGCGGACCAGGUCAUGAUCAAGCUUGAUCGGACCUCCGUAUUCCAAGAUGCUCGCCUGUUCAACUCCUCUCCUAUCUCGCCACGAACAUGUCGCACCCUGUUGACCAAAAUUGCCGUGCUCCUCUUCACCGGAGAGCAGUUCCCCACGAAUGAAGCCACUACCCUCUUCUUUGGAAUCUCGAAGCUCUUCCAAAACAAGGACCCGUCAUUGCGGCAAAUGGUUUAUCUGAUCCUGAAGGAGCUGUCUGGUACUGCUGAAGAUGUGAUCAUGUCGACCAGUAUCAUUAUGAAGGACACUGCGGUGGGAAGCGAUGUUCUAUACCGGGCCAAUGCCAUCAGGGCGCUUUGCCGCAUUAUUGAUGGUUCUACAGUUCAAGGUAUCGAGCGACUGAUCAAGACCGCCAUUGUUGAUAAGACACCCUCCGUGUCCUCCGCCGCCCUGGUGUCUUCCUACCACCUCCUCCCCAUCGCGCGCGACGUUGUCCGGAGAUGGCAAAGCGAAACACAAGAAGCCGCCUCUUCAUCGAAGUCAUCAACCGGUUUCCUUGGUUUCGGUGGAAGCGCCCAGAACCACGCUAUCUCCAACUCGAACUUCAUGAACCAGUACCAUGCGAUCGGUCUCCUGUAUCAGAUGCGCUCCCACGAUCGGAUGUCCCUGGUCAAGAUGGUGCAGCAAUACGGCGCUGCGGGUGUGGUUAAGAGCCCGGCUGCUUUGGUUCUGCUCGUGCGUCUAGCGGCCAAGCUGGCGGAAGAAGACCAAGGUCUCCGGAAACCAAUGAUGCAGAUGUUGGAUGGCUGGCUCCGUCACAAGCAUGAGAUGGUCAAUUUUGAGGCAGCCAAGGCCAUUUGCGACAUGCGCGAUAUCACCGAUGCAGAGGCAACCCAGGCAGUCCACGUUCUGCAGCUCUUCCUCUCCUCCCCCCGGUCCAUCACCAAGUUCGCUGCUAUCCGUAUUCUCCACAACUUUGCCUCUUUCAAGCCGCACGUUGUCAACGUGUGCAACCCCGAUAUCGAGUCCCUUAUUUCCAACUCCAACCGCUCCAUCGCUACAUUCGCCAUCACCACAUUGCUCAAGACCGGUAACGAGGCCAGUGUCGACCGUUUGAUGAAGCAAAUUUCGGGCUUCAUGGCCGAUAUCACCGAUGAGUUCAAGGUCACCAUUGUCGAGGCCAUUCGCACAUUGUGCUUGAAGUUCCCUAGCAAGCAGGCUGGUAUGCUCGUUUUCCUGAGCGGUAUCCUGCGUGACGAGGGUGGCUAUGAGUUCAAGCGCACUGUUGUUGAAAGCAUGUUCGAUCUGAUCAAGUUCGUCCCUGAAAGUAAAGAAGAUGCUCUUGCCCACCUCUGUGAGUUCAUCGAGGACUGCGAAUUCACCAAGCUCUCCGUCCGAAUCCUCCACCUGCUCGGUUCUGAGGGCCCCAAGACUUCCCACCCCACCAAGUAUAUACGUUACAUCUACAACCGUGUUGUUCUUGAGAACGCCAUUGUACGCGCUGCUGCUGUCACUGCAUUGGCCAAGUUUGGUGUUGGCCAGAAGGACCCCGAAGUCAAAUCUAGUGUUCACGUUCUCCUCACUCGUUGUCUUGAUGAUACCGAUGAUGAGGUGCGAGACCGUGCUGCGCUCAAUCUGCGACUCAUGGCGGAGGAAGAUGAGGCGGCUAGUGCCUUCAUCAAGAAUGGUAAGCGUUCUUCCUUACAGCAGGCAGCUUUACUUUUGCUAACAAGUAUAGAUUCUAUGUACUCUCUCUCCACUUUCGAGCACCAGCUUGUCAUGUACGUGACGUCCGGGGAUAAGCAGACCUUCGCUACUGCCUUCGACGUUGCAACCAUUCCCGUUGUUUCCCAAGAGCAGGCUCUGGCAGCAGAGCGAACACAAAAGCUCACAUCCGCCACACCCACUCUCAAGGCUCCUUCAACCGGCCCUCCGAAGGGUGCGGCCGCCGGCGGUAUGGCCGAAGCUGCCUCUGCUUCCGCCACUCAGAAGUACGCAGAGCAACUCUUGGAGUUCCCCGAUAUCAAGGCCUAUGGCACUUUGCUCAAGUCUUCCUCGCCUGUCGAACUUUCCGAGAGCGAAACCGAGUAUGUCGUCACAGCUGUCAAGCACAUUUUCAAGGAGCACAUUGUCGUGCAGUAUGAUAUCAAGAACACACUCCCAGAUACCAUUCUCGAGAACGUCACCGUGGUAGCCACACCAGAGGAGGAGGAUGUAUUGGAGGACGACUUUAUCAUUCCCGCCCCCAAGGUUCCCACAAAUGAGCCUGGUGUUGUCUAUGUGGCUUUCAAGAAGCUCGCCGGCGAGAACAGUGUUCCCGUCACCUCAUUCACAAACAACCUCAAGUUCACUAGCAAGGAAAUCGACCCCACAACGGGCGAGCCUGAGGACAGUGGUUACGAAGAUGAGUACCAAGUGGAAGACCUUGAGCUCACUGGCAGCGACUACGUUAUCCCAACCUUCGCCGGAAGCUUUGACCACGUCUGGGAACAGACCGGUGCUAACGGCGAGGAAGAGAGUGAGACUUUGCAGCUCAGCAACAUGAAGGGUAUCAACGAUGCCACGGAACAGUUGAUCUCUGCACUGUCUCUCCAGCCUCUCGAGGGCACCGACGUCGCUCUCAACAGCAGCACACAUACUCUCAAGCUCUUCGGAAAGACUGUGUCCGGUGGCCGUGUUGCUUCCCUGAUCAAGAUGGCCUACUCAAGCAAGGCUGGUGUCACGACCAAGAUCACCGUCCGGGCGGAAGAGGAGGGCGUUGCCGCAGCUGUGAUUGCUUCUGUGUCUUAA
Penicillium salamii is the source of this 2805-nucleotide messenger RNA. Lineage: Eukaryota; Fungi; Ascomycota; Eurotiomycetes; Eurotiales; Aspergillaceae. The record is from the annotation of a GenBank genome assembly.